CGUGCUAGAAUAAGCGGAGCCGGGCGCAGUGCGCGUAGUUACUGUCAUUGAAGAAAAAGAUAUCAACCACAACAGUAAGAGGAGGUGUACAACAACUAAACUGCGCGUAUUUAUAGAUAUAAAAAAAACAACGUUAGCUGCCAUUCUAAAAAAUUAAUAAAUAAAUAAAUAAAUACAAAUCUGGAACCGAAGUUGUGACAAGUUGAGAAAAAAGAAAAACAAAAGCAAUACAAAAAAAAAAAAAAAAUAAUUCCAGCAAGCCAAGGAGGGGUGUUUUGAUGGACUUUAUUAUUAUUAUUGUUUUUUUUUUUUAAAACAAACUAAUUGACUGAAAAGCUGAAAUGACAGAAUCCGCCGCCAACGCUCCAGCCCCAAAGGCAAAGAAGGCGAGUAAAGCCCCUAAAAAGGCUGCCUCUCACCCGAAGUACUCGGAAAUGAUUGAAGCUGCCAUCCAAGCAGAAAAGAGCCGCUUGGGCUCGUCCAGGCAGGGCAUCCAGAAGUACAUCAAAAGCCACUACAAGGUGGGGGAAAACGCGGACUCUCAGAUCAAGCUUGCCCUGAAGAGGCUGGUGGUCAGCGGGACUCUGCGCAAAACCAAGGGCAUCGGGGCUUCGGGCUCCUUCAAGAUCGCCAAGGCGGAGGACUCGAAGAAACCGGUCAAGCCCAAAGCAGCGGAGAAAGCAAAGAAGCAGCCAGCCAAAGCGGCCAAACCCAAAGCGGCGGUGAAACCCAAGAAAGCCAAGUCGCCGGCCAAAGCCAAGAAGCCCAAAGCGACAGAAAAGAAAGCGAAGAAGACUCCCGAGAAAAAGAAGGCAGCGGCCAAGCCGAAAAAGCAGGAGAAGGCAAAGAAGCCGAAAGCCAAGGCGGUGAAACCCAAAGCAAAGAAAGCAAAAGCGGCGAAGCCCAAACCCAAACCCACCCCCAAGAAAACCGGGAAAAAGAAGUAAAACGAAGAAGAAAUCUUAAACAAAAGAAAACACCUCAUUGUAAAUAGACUUUUACUUUUUUUUUUUUUUUUUAAACAAAAAAAAAAAAAAAAAAAAAACACCACCACAUUGUUGGCUCCCUAGUUUUUGUAUCGUUUUAUGAGGACUUUUCCUGACUUUUUCUCUCAGACUGAACACACGUUGCACUAGAGGCAGUAGUAUUUUGAGGGAGGGUGUGUGUACCACCCUGCUCGCUCUUUAACCCGAACCCUGUAAAGAAUCACCCCGUGAAAACUGUGCCGUUCUCGGUCUGUGACACCGUGAAGGCUCUGGACUCUCAAUUACUUUGUAUAUUAAGCGAGGCUGCGCCGUGUGAGGCAUGGGCUAUACAGUAUUGAAAGUAUAGUCGUUUAAGCUCUGUAUUGCUAUACUGUGUGUGUGUGUGUGUUU
Messenger RNA from Polyodon spathula (Mississippi paddlefish), 1376 nucleotides. Its product is annotated as histone H1.0-like. The record is from RefSeq and is a predicted model, not a curated record. Bases 342 to 947 code for a protein of 201 amino acids. Lineage: Eukaryota; Metazoa; Chordata; Actinopteri; Acipenseriformes; Polyodontidae. The transcript has a single exon. Gene Ontology annotation, molecular function: double-stranded DNA binding; structural constituent of chromatin; nucleosomal DNA binding. Gene Ontology annotation, cellular component: nucleus; nucleosome. Gene Ontology annotation, biological process: nucleosome assembly; negative regulation of DNA recombination; chromosome condensation.